AUGUCUUUAGCCAAAACACGCCUACGAAAUGUUAAGAACAAGGAUAUUACUGACGAGAUUACCACACAAAAUGACAUAAGAAAAUCAAACAUGGGAAGUAAACCAGAUCUUAUCGACCGUUUGAGGAAAAUAAGUACUGGUUCAGAUUUAUCUUUACGUGAAUCAUGUGAGCGAAUGGACACUGGGAAUUCAGAUGAUCUGCAAACCAUGCUUCAAGAAUGCGAAAAUUCAACUUCCGAACCUUCGUGUGAAAGUGAUAAUGAUGAAAAUGUAAAAAUAAGUUCAAAUUCAACAAGAAACAGUGCCAAACGAUUGAAAACAAAAGGUGAUACAAAUGAAUUGAAAGUUCUUUUAAAAGAGAUUAAAUAUCUCGGGAAUGAUAUAAAAAAUAUGGAGGAAAAAGUUGAGACAACGAAUAUCAAAACCACAAUCAGAGAUACUUGGCUAGACAGAAAAUUUGAGAAAUUAUGUGAUCAACACGAAUACGAUACUUUGUGGUCAAUUGGUCAGGAAUUGGAUUUAGCGCUAAAUACAACUUCUGGAACCGAAGCUUUACAAUAUGUUGAAAAUGCACGCACAAUGUCGAAAGAAAGAAUGGUUGUUUUAAAUGUUGCAAGUAAAUAUGGUUGGGACAUAGCUGCUGAAUUACCACAAUCUAAAAACAAAAUUAUAUUUGAAUAUUCAGAAGCGAUUGAAAAAGCAAAACAAGCAGCAUCACUUAAAAAGAGUAGUAAACAGAAGUAUUUAGAAGAGAAACAGUUUUUUCGGAAUGGAAAUAAUGAGAAACAACAGAAGUGCUAUUAG
Acaulospora morrowiae is the source of this 804-nucleotide messenger RNA. NCBI's taxonomy places the organism in Eukaryota, Fungi, Glomeromycota, Glomeromycetes, Diversisporales, Acaulosporaceae. The record is from the annotation of a GenBank genome assembly.